AUGGCAUCCGAUCGCUUGGUCGAGACCGAUGUGGCGGAAGCUCUCGCUUUCGGAACAUGCCUCACAAGAUUCAGCAUCGUCCGCGGCCAAGAUCAAUACCGCAUCGUCUGCCGCAUCUCACACGCCCAACACGAUGGAAUGAGCAUGGCCAAUCUGUGGACAGCGUUCGAGGAGCUCUGCAGCGCAGCUGGUCCGACCAAACUUUCAGGCAACAAGCACAGCUUCCCUCUACAUAUGUAUGCACUCGCGAUGCUUGAUAGGCCAGCCGCUAUAGGAUACUGGCAAGGACUCCUCAACAAGAGCUCUCCGGCAAGGCUACGACCACGCUCAACGUACCAGCUGAAUUUCGAUGAAGGUCCUUCCAUAACAAGCACGAUUCUGGAACAAAAAAUGCCUUCGAUUGACUACACUUUUGCGACAGUCCUCAAAGCCGCCUGGAGCACUGUUCUGGCCAAGUUCUGCAAGAAUCCAGACAUCAUCUUCGGUACCCUAAUCAACGGACGUUCCAGGGCGGAGGCCCAAGAGAUCUUUGGACCCUGCAUCAACAUCAUUAUUGUCCGGAUGACGAUAGACAAAGACUGGAGCGUUCGGGAUCUCCUUGCAGCGGUCAACGAGCAGAGCAUCUCUAGCAUGCCAUUCGAAGACCUCGGCUCCAGGACUGUGAUUCGCGAGUGUACGCAGUGGCCGAAGUGGUCAUACUUCGGCUCUGUAGUGCGACACGAUAACCUCGACAGCGAGCAGAGCGAGCAGCACCAGAGGAGGAUGCAUGAUGGAGACUUGCCAGAGGAUCCUUCUGUCCCGGAUAUUGACAGUGUGGAGGUCCAUAUCGUCUCGACGCCGAGUGGGAAGAACAUCAGUCUUUCCGUCGGCUUCGCGGCGAACAUCGUGUCAGAAGCUGUGGCGCAUGAGAUUGCUGAGGACUUGAGCUUGACCAUCGUACGGUUCUACUCAGAUAUUGAUGCACCCGUCGUGAGGGACGGACAAAUGCCAACAACACCACCGAUGCCGCCCACGGAUAGUCACCACGGCAGUCCCCGGGAGGAGACGAUCGGAGGGGGCGAGGUCGACGCAAUGUAUAAAGGCUCGAUGGAGCUGACAAUUGCGCUGGACUCUGCUUGGCGGACUGUCCUCGGCAUAGAAAAUGAUCGAAAGCCCGUGGUCGCUGAGUCCUUCUUCGAUCUUAGAGGUGACUUGAUCGGUGCAAGUGCAUUGUCUGCACACAUGCAAGCUGCUGGCUACAGCUUACCGGUGGAGGACGUGAUUAGACAUCCUUGGUUCCACUCGCAAGUUGAGCUGCUGAGGAAGAUGGAGUAA
Molecule: messenger RNA, 1314 nt
Organism: Fulvia fulva
Lineage: Eukaryota; Fungi; Ascomycota; Dothideomycetes; Mycosphaerellales; Mycosphaerellaceae
Product: Nonribosomal peptide synthetase 1
Exons: 1
Coding region: 1-1314 (437 amino acids)
Biological process (GO): amino acid activation for nonribosomal peptide biosynthetic process; secondary metabolite biosynthetic process
Cellular component (GO): cytoplasm
Molecular function (GO): phosphopantetheine binding; catalytic activity
Source: RefSeq, a predicted model, not a curated record